Messenger RNA from Astyanax mexicanus (Mexican tetra), 3747 nucleotides. RefSeq names its product baculoviral IAP repeat containing 2 (gene birc2). Gene Ontology annotation, biological process: regulation of apoptotic process. NCBI's taxonomy places the organism in Eukaryota, Metazoa, Chordata, Actinopteri, Characiformes, Acestrorhamphidae. The transcript is spliced from 9 exons. The record is from RefSeq and is a predicted model, not a curated record. Bases 1010 to 2899 code for a protein of 629 amino acids.
UGUGGUUCAGCUUUCGCGAGACAAGGACCCAUUAGACAUUUUCUCUCUCUGUGCUCCUUUCUCUCCAGCGGCGAAUUUCACGAAAUAACAUCAAAACUGGGUUAAUCUGCGCGCUGUUGUAACCGAAGCCAAGAGAAAUCUCCAAUCAAGCGAAACCUUUUUCUUUUAAAGCUAAAAAUUUCAUUUUAUAAUUGAGUUUAAUAUUCAAUCAUGGAGACCUAAACACCAACCUGAGGGAUGUCCCACAGGGGGAAAGGCUUAACUUGUCACAUCCAGGAAACAUGCUGCUAAUGACUAAUAUUUUAUUUUUAAAUUUUAAAUAUUGCCAUUAAUACAUCAUGCCUCAUUUAAAGAUUAGAUUGUUGCGGUAUGGCUAUUUUGUGUUUGUCAGUGAUCCUGGAUGAAUGCAGACAGGGCAUAUUGUCAGUCAUUCACAUUGUUCGUUCACAUUAUUUACGGUGGAUCAGAUCAGUUAUGUUUUGUUGAAGUUUGACAGGUUCUGUUCUGAUUUAGUGUUCCUGUGGAUUAGGCCUGGGUAGAUCCUGACCAUCAGGGUUAAUGCUUGUUUGGAGUUUCCUGAUCUCGUGAGUUAGUUUAGUCACAGGUGGUUAUUUUUCUUUGGACAUUGGUCUAGUCGUAUCUGCAAAGGGCCAGUUUAAGUGUAGACCACAGCUUUUGCGUGAGGAAGAGUAGAAACUGGGCAUGGAACGAUAACUUCACUACUGCAGCGCCCAUUGUGGAUAAGACUGGACAUGAUUUCUUUGGUCACCAUUGUUUUAACAUCAUUUAUAGUUCAGCCUUUUAGUUACACUGAUGCACCAUCACCAGGGUUUUAACUUAUUCUUUUUUAUGUCAUAUUGAGUUAAGUCAUCUCUGUCAGAAUGCACGAAUGUCUUUUAAUGUCAUCUUAUCUUUUAGCCUUCUCACAACAUGUUGUUAUCCGCAUCGAUCCUGGGUGGGAUGAGUAAAGCCUUUCUCCCUGAAGGACAUCCCUUCUUCUUGUCAAAAAAUGGAAAUCCUUCAAAAUAGUCCUUUUCUAAGAAGCCUGUGCAGGAACAGUGCACCGGCUGACCUUCAGUACGAUAAUACAAGCGAACUCUUUCGCUUUUCCACAUUCGCAAAGUUCCCCUCCACCGCGGCUGUGACGGAGAGAAGCCUGGCCCGCGCUGGCUUUUAUUACACAGGUGUAGGUGAUCGUGUUCAGUGUUUCCGCUGCAGCGUGAACGCCGAAAACUGGCAGUCUGGAGAAUGUCCUGCAGAGAGGCACAAGCAGCUGUCUCCCAACUGCAGCUUCAUCCAGAGCUUACCAUCCACAGCCAACCUCCUGUCCUCCUCCCAUUCGGCCUUCUCUCCCCUUCGUAAUGUGGCUGUCCUACAAAUAAAUGCCCCUGCCCCUGCCCCCACCACAGCCAGCGCAACUUCUGCAGGUGCCUCAACUUCAGGCCAGACAGACGAGCAAGCAGGUUACCUCAACAUGGGAUUCAAUAACCUUGCCCCCUCCAGCCCCCUCUCAUCUCGUGGGGUAGAGGAUAUGUCUCAUCAGCGUCCUCCAGCCUGUCAUAAGCCAACCAUGCGCUGGGAGCAGGACCGCCUGGACUCCUUCCAGAACUGGACAGUCACCACAGUCACUCCUGCUGAGCUCGCAAAGGCUGGCUUCUACUACCUUGGCCAGGGUGAUCGUGUGGCUUGCUUCAGUUGUGGAGGGCAGCUCAGCAACUGGGAGCCUGGAGACAGGGCCGUAUCUGAGCAUCAGAAGCAUUACCCCAACUGCCGCUUCGUGAGAGAUAACGUGUCCAUUGCUGCUGGUAGUGGACUGGCCAAUGUGUCCAACUCAGCGAUGCAACAGUGUGAUGAGAGGCUGCUUACAUUUGUAAACUGGCCAGCAAGAAUACCAGUACGACCUGACCAGCUGGCCAAGGCUGGCUUUUACUAUGUUGGCCGCAACGAUGACGUGAAGUGCUUCUGCUGUGACGGAGGACUCAGAUGUUGGGAGUCUGGUGAUGAUCCGUGGGUGGAACAUGCCAAAUGGUUUCCAAGGUGCGAGUAUCUUUUGCAAGAGAAAGGACAGGAGUUUGUACAUCAGAUUCAAGCAAGAUUCCCGAGAUUAUUUGAGCAGCUGUUGACCAAUGGAGAUAACAACUCAAGAGAAUUUGUUGACCCACCUGUGGUACAUUUGGGUCCAGGAGAAGAACGUUCAGAAGAUGCCGUAAUGAUGAACACCCCUGUGGUAAAGUCAGCUCUAGAAAUGGGCUUUGACCGAAGUUUAGUGAAGCAGACUGUCCAGAGUAAAAUUCUCACCAGUGGAGAAAACUAUAAAACAGUGCAGGAGCUGGUGUCCGACCUGCUGAGUGCUGAGGAUGAGAAACGAGAGGAGGAGAGAGAACUGAUCGCAGAGGAAAUGGCGUCAGAUGGAUUUACCUUUCUGAAAAAGCAUCAUACCGCCUUAACCCAGCGGUUAAAAAGUGUCCAGAGUCUGAUGGACCAUCUCCUAGAGGAAAACGUGAUUUCCCAAAAAGAGUACGACACCAUAAGCAACUGCACCUCCGUCAAGCAGCAGACGGGUCAGCUGAUUGAUCUGGUCUUGUCGAAAGGAAACGCGGCCGCUGAGGUCUUCCGAAACUGGAUUCAGAAGAAUGACGUGUAUCUUUUGAGAGAGCUAAUGGCCCAGACAAAUGAAGCCGCAUCACCGAGUCAAGAUCUUUCAGACCUUCCUAUGGAGGAACAGCUAAGGAGACUUCAAGAGGAACGCACAUGUAAAGUUUGCAUGGAUAAAGAGGUCAACAUUGUCUUCAUUCCCUGUGGGCACCUGGUGGUCUGUAAAGAAUGUGCUCCUUCUCUGCGCAAGUGUCCCAUAUGUAGAGGCUUGGUUAAAGGCACUGUCCGCACCUUUCUCUCUUAGUGCUAAAUACUGCAGUCUUCUAAAAACGUGUAUUAAGAGUGCUGUGUGCACUUUUCUCCUUGCUGUGGCAUGCAAAUUUCUUCUCGAGUGAUUUAAAGGAGGAUUGUAGAUUAGUUUCUUCUAGCUUAAAAGAUGCUGUUAAAUGUAAAAAGGAGAAAUCUGGUGUGAAAUGGACGUGUGGUUGUAGUGAAACAUGAUAAGUACAAAAAUUUGUUAAAUAGAUCUCUCCCCAGCAUUUUGCAGUAAAGAGCUUUUAGUCGAUGCUCCCAACAGGCUUACAAUACUAGUGCAAAAAAAUCUCUAACUUUGAGCAGGUUAAUGGUGUAAAAAUAAAUAUAAGAUUCUAACAAUGAAGCCUGGAGCUACAAUGAGCUUGUAAUUAGGUUAAAAUAGUUUUUUCUUUGCAAAGUAACUCUGUGCCCCCAUCACAAGAAUUAGGAGCCUGUUGGGAGGGCUGUAUUUCACAACGCUGGUGUUGAAUGAAGGUAGGCUAUUCGACAAAAGCUAGUACUCACGGUCAUGUUUCACCACAACCCAAGUCAAUUUUUCACCAGCUUUCUCCUGCAUAUAUAAAGUACCUGAUAAAUGCAGAGAAAAUAAUCAAACGUUGCUGGAAUUGAACAGGAUGUAUAAAUAUGACAUCUCAUUUUGGCUUGUAAAAAACAAAUACCUGUAAUAAAUUUAAAAAGAAAGUGCAAAAAUGUUUUAGAAAAGCCACAUAAUUGUAUUCCAGUCAAUACAUUAGAGAUUGUGUUAUCGCUUUUUCCAACCUGGAAGUGCAAAAAUGUUUCACAAUAUCCAAAUAAAUAAACUGUACACUGUUCAUCAUUAAACUGAUUUAAAUAGAA